AUGGCCGACGUCUGGAUCGCGCGCAAGCGCUGGACCUGCAAGUACUGCAACCUCACCAUCAACGACGACGUUCCCUCGCGGCGGCAGCACGAGAAUGGCCUGCGACACAAGAACAACGUCGAGCGCGCGCUCAAAGGCUUCUAUCGCAAGGGAGAGCAGGAGAAGAAGGACGCGGAGUACGCCAAGAGAGAGAUGGAAAAGAUUGAAAAGCAGGCGAUGGCCAGCUACGCCCUCGACCAGGCGGCCGCCUCAGCGUCUACGUCGGUGGCCGCGCAGCCGGCGCACGAGCAGCAGGCAGCGACCGAUGCAGCAGGCGCUAGCGUUGCCACGGGUGUAGGGAAGAAUGCGGGGGAGAGAGCAGAGUGGAAGCCCGACGACAAGCUUUCCGCGUACAGCACCGCCCAGUCGCUCGGCUACGACGAAGAUCCCGAGUUCCUACGGCGGCAGAGGGAAGAGGAGCAGCGAAGGGACGAGGGUCUUGCAGGGCAAUGGGAGGCAGUCGCGCCACCUCCUCCGCCGGCACCUUCACGCACGACUCUCGCCUCGACCUCGUCCGCCAGUUCUGCUCACCACGAAUCUCUCAGCGAGAGGCAGGAGGCGAGGAGCUUCCGCCUGAGGGAGCGGAGAGCACCUGGACUGGGAAGCCAUAGCGACGACGACGGUCUCGCCGACAUCAAGGUCAAGAAGCGGAUCAAGGUCGAGAGCAGCCGCGAUGCCGCCGCGCGAGAGGACGAGGCCAGGUCCCGCAUGCUUCCCACCUGGACCCCAGUGCGGCUCGAGGCAAAGAAGGAAAAGUCGGCUGAGCCCUCGACCAAGACAGAGGCGUCGAUCGAGCCCACCAUCAAGGCUGAGGGGACCACCGAAGAAGUAGACGUCGCCGCCACGUCGUCGGCGCCGGCCGUCAAGCCGGAUCCCGACGCUGACUCGACGGCACCGGCCGUAGAGCAAGGAGCAGCCUCCGCAUCCCUGCCUGCCACCGCCGUCAAGCGCGAAGAAGGAGCAGAGGCCACGCCGGCAUCUUCCAUCGAGCCGAAGGCAGAGUCGACGCCGCCGCCGCCGGAGAGCAGCGGCGGCGGCAUGUUCAAGAAACGACGUGCCGGCGCUGGAGCCGGGGCAAAACGGGUUCGUGCGCUCGUAUAG
Molecule: messenger RNA, 1140 nt
Organism: Pseudozyma flocculosa PF-1
Lineage: Eukaryota; Fungi; Basidiomycota; Ustilaginomycetes; Ustilaginales; Ustilaginaceae
Exons: 1
Coding region: 1-1140 (379 amino acids)
Biological process (GO): mRNA splicing, via spliceosome
Cellular component (GO): nucleus; precatalytic spliceosome
Molecular function (GO): zinc ion binding; RNA binding
Source: RefSeq, a predicted model, not a curated record